CAAGCUUCAGAUUGGCUAUCAUGACAAAUUGCGAUCGGCUUGCAACUAAUAUAGAACCGACUUAAACAUGUAUGUCAACAAGAUCAUCGUGUAGGAGGUUAUAUUUGAAAGAUGAAAGAUUAUAAAAUCGCGUGACUGUCUACAAAGUAUCAAUAUGAGAUGCUGUGUGCCUGGAUGUGGGCAGAGAAGUAAAAAGGGCAUUUCAUUUCAUAGAUUUCCAUUGAGAGACCAAAAUCGAUUUCAAUUGUGGAUUGAUCAAAUACAUGCGUAUUUGGAAAAACAUAACUGUGAACAUGAAAGAUUAAAACAGAAUACAAAAUCUGUUUUGUGUUCAAACCAUUUUCUUAACAGUGACUAUAUUAUUACAGUAAGCUGCCGUAUAUUAAAAGAUUCAGCGUAUCCUUCAGUCUUUUCAUGUGAUCCUCAAAGAAAAAAAAAGCGUAAAUUAAGCUCUAAAAUACCUGCACCUCGAUUGCGCUACAUUCUUCCAAAAAUGGAGAUUGUUGAACUGGAAUGUACAAAAAAUAUCUCAUGUAUUCAAAAUUCUAUACUUGAAGAACCGGUGAUUAAAGAAGCAAGAAUAGAGGAGCCAAUGAUAAAAAAGAGUACAGUCGAGGAAUUGAUGCUAGAUAAAAAUACGAUCAAGGAACCGAUCGUCGAAAUCACACUAGAAUCAUUCCUCAAAAAUUUAAAUAAGAAUAAAUUCACUGGAUGUUUAUCAUUAAUAGAAGAAGUGCUGAAGUUACAGGAAAAGAUAGCUGUUCUGGAAAAACUAUUAUUUGAGCUGAAAUCCUGCAAUAGAAGUAUCAUUUGCGAAAAUGAUCACUGUUAUGCAAGCACUCCACGAAGCUUGCAACGAAAGUUACAUUUUUCGCAAGCUAAGGUAAUUAUGAUGAAAAAACAAAAGCGUAAUACAAUAAAGAAACUUCGUCGAUCGACGAUGAAAGUGUUGCAGUUACAAAAUUUGAUGAAGUCUAUGAGGAAAAAAGAUCGCUAGACCUGCGAAAGCAUAGUUCAUGUAUUUGAUGAAUUAAUAAGUCACAAAAUCCACUUAAAAUACCUCCUUACAUACAAAAUGUCAUAAGAUCAUCUCGAGUUAUAUUUUAAUACAAUCCGAGCUAAAGGACGAUGCGUUAAUCCUACAUCUCGCCACCUAUCUUCGGCUUAUAAACGUUUGCUAGUGAGGUAUCAAGUAAGGCCGGAAUCAGAUUAUGCAUUGAAGAUUAAAAAUUGAAAUUUCACCAAUGAGGACAAAGAAAUUUUGAGUCCUUUUGUUCUAAUUGAUCAAACUUCAAUCUUUCAAUCUUCAAUCUCAUUCUUCAAUACAUAGUCUGAUUCAGGUUUAAAGACUUCAAAUGACAAUCUGACUACUAUGGAGCAAAUUACAAUCCUCUUUGCAACUCGGAAUUCUAUUACUUAGUAUCGAAACACCAGGCAUUACAUAGCGUAAUGUGAUACCUUAACAUAUGCUUUGUCUCGUGCUUAUGCUAUUGAUGACGGAACUUCUGCUUAUAACUCUACCGAUACCUCUACUGACAUCUCUACCAACGAAGAAACAGAAUGCUCAGAUAAUUUGGACGCUCUGCCUUCGAAUAGUAAU
Acromyrmex echinatior (Panamanian leafcutter ant) is the source of this 1600-nucleotide messenger RNA. RefSeq lists its product as uncharacterized. NCBI's taxonomy places the organism in Eukaryota, Metazoa, Arthropoda, Insecta, Hymenoptera, Formicidae. The record is from RefSeq and is a predicted model, not a curated record. Gene Ontology annotation, molecular function: sequence-specific DNA binding.